CAUCUCUCCAGCCCGACAAAGAUGAUCUUAUCUCUGAUGUUGGUAAAUGCAGUCCUAAUCAAUGGUGUAGCAGUAUGGUGGCCAGUGAAUCUAAUUUUAGCAUUGGAGGGUAAGGAUGAUCUGAGCCACCCAAUGGAGUUCCUGGAUGAAAUUAGAUGAAAACUGACGGUAAAUAUCUAGGGAAGUAAUCAGUCCUGCCACUGAAGUUGCAAGCCAGUGGUUAUUCCCAGGACUGAGAGAAAGGGUAGGACCUGAAGUGCUCAUUUGUUAUACCAUGCAUCUAUAAACCACGUGAUGAGAAUCAGCAAGGAUUCUUCACCAGGUAGCACUCCUAAUUUUGGAAAGAGGAACAUGAGGGUACAAGUCUCAGAAAACCCAGCAGGUAAGCAGUGGUAAACCUGAGUGCUCAGAGGAUAGAGGUGUAAUGAAUGUUCAGAUAUAAGGAUGGCUCGCAGUGCUCAAAAGUCAAAGUAUUCUUACAGUCUGAGAGUUCUAGUGUGCCCAUAAAUUGUGUCCCUGAGAGUCUGCAGUACUCGAGAAAGAUAUGGGAAAGAUAGAGCAUGGUACUGAUAAUAGGUUCAGAACAAUUAAUGAGAGGUGAGAUGACCAUCUGAUAGUUCAGUUGUGAGUCUAUGAAAGGUGAUCAUGAAUUUGACCCCGAGGGACACAGAGCCAGCCCUUUCUGAAGCAGGCAAGCAGAGUAUUAUUUGGUAGCUGAUAUGCAAUUACAGUAGCUCAGGUUUGUCAUGGGAUUUGCAGGACUGAUAUGGGUAACAUCUUUAAAUUUCUGGUCACUUUUUACAGUAGUCUUCCCUUUUGUAAUAAAGAAAAGCAACAGAGAGGUUAAGCCUCAGUGAAGGAAAAUCGGAUAAGGGAGUGGUAAGGGACCGAGUCAAUUUGUCUUUGACAACCUGAUGCGGUGCAUAUUCUUGACACCGUUAAGUAGAGGUAGGGCCCUCUUAUAUAUUAAACAUCUGUAAGUAAUAGCAGGUGUAGACAGGAAGAAAUAGAGGAGGAGAGAGGAAGUUGAGACAAAAAAGAUUUUCAUAUCAUUUGUGCAUUGGCAGAAGUUGUCACCAUUGAAAAUCCAGCAUGUCAAUUUUGACUAUUGAACUGUACUGAGACCAAGUUGUUUGAAGUAACAGAGCAAAACUUUAAUGAUAAUGAAAUCUGAGUCCCCGAAGGAAGAUAGGUAGGGUUGCAAAAACUUCACCCAAAGGAGUUUCUGCCUGCUUUGGCAAGAGAAAAACCCAGAAGGGCAUAGAUAAGCUGUGAGACUUCCAGGAUGGAGCUGAGAGACAAGAGGGACAAGAUCACAGAGGCUUAAGGAAGUUGUGCAGCUUAACAGGCUUCUCCUUGGGGGACAAGCUAAGGAAAUAAGGUUGUUGGCUCCAAUAGAGGGAGAGGAGCAAAUGUCUUAAUAACUAGAGAGCUGUCCAUAUGGUAAGGCUCCAGAGGGCAUAGCAGGCUCCUGAAGCAAGCAAGAAGCCACUUACUUAGUAGGUGAUGAGAGAUGGAGGAUGGGUCAGGUGGAGGGAAUAGGCACAUGAUGAGGCUGACUCUAGAAUUUGGAAAUGAAUAUGAUGGGUGACCGAAGUCAGCAGAAACAGAUGGUUUGUUCAUACACACCUCAAGACAGUCAGUUUGAGAUGUUGAGACACGGCAUGGCUAAAAGUUCAGUGUGGCAGCUUCUACCUGUGCUACAUGAAGACAGAACUCUGAAAGGAAGUAUUAUUUGCAGACAUUUGUUUGUUAGAAGGUGGGACAGGGAGUGAGAAGAGAAGACAGCAAUAGGUAAACCAAAGUUUAGCUUCUUUCAUUUGUUUAAAAGAAGUUAAGCUAUGGCAAGGGAAUUCUUUUUAUAUAGGAGUGCAUAAAGGUGUAGCUUGACUACUAUAUUAAAGAAACAUUGUUUUUAAUUCUGUCUUUGGUAAAUGGAAUCCAAUGACUAGAAAGUCCAGAGAUAAAUUUUGCACUCUAUCAGAGCAGGCAUAGCGAGCAGCAUUAGUGGGGGCAUCUUGAUGUUAACAGUGGCAAAUAAUGCAAAAUAAAACCAAUAAACACAGAACAAUGACUGCUCACAUACUUAAAGAAGACCAGUGAUAAAUAAAACAUGCAGUGGCCACUGUCAUACAUUCAACUUUUACUGAACAAUUUCCGUCUCUGCUCCUACGUUUAUAAAGAAACUUAGAGAUACUUCAGAAAACCUAGACCCAUCUGCCUGCAGAAACAGACAGACAAAACUUUCCAGACAACCAGAAUCAGGCAAGUAGGCUAUAUUUUGCCUUUUCCCCUUGAUGGGUGUGAAAGGAUUUGGAACUGGAGGAGAGGUGGGUGAAUGAUGUUUGGCUGUCGAGGGAUUUUUGGUGGCCCAUUCUCAGGAAUCCACCUGGGAAGCCAGCUAGUAAGGGAAAAGUUGUAUCAGGUUGUGUGGUUUGGAGGAGGAGAAUGGUGAGGCUGUGGUCAAGCAGAUAGAGGGAGAAAACAAAUAGAAAUUCCUACGUUGACUAGGAAAUUCCUUCUCAGAAAAGGUGAUGGAGCAGCUUGUUAAUACAAGGAAAUUGUGGGUAAGGGGAAUAAUCCUAAAAAUAUAGGAUAAGACUGGUAAGACUGUUCCCCUAUCCCAGGAAUAGAGAGGAGAUAUGGGUUCCCAAAAUUCCAUCAGUACCAAAACCGUGGCUCUGAAGGAAGAGAUGGAUUGCCCAGAUGUCAUAAUGGCUACCCAAGGCUCCCUGUUGGUGAUAGUAUUGUUGGGUGAAGGGAUUCAGGGGCCAACUCAGUCAACUAUGGCCAGACAUAAGAGAGAUUAGCUGAAGGGUGAUCUGGACUUGUCCUCACAUGAUGAAGGACUUGAGGACAGUAAUCGAACCUGUUAAUGGCAUUAUGGGAAUGGUUAGAAUGGUGUAUGAGGGUUUGAACAGACCCAGAUCCAGUGACUCUCCUGACCACAUCUGGAAGGGACCUUGAAGUUCCUGGGCUUUCUGUGCCUGGGCAACUGCUAUUGGUGGCUGAAAGCCCUUACCCCCAGCCCCAGGUGGAAGAAGUAGCGGUGUAGGUCCCCAAGGUCUCUUCUAUUUGAGAGAGUUUCCAUAACGAGAAGGGGAUAUGUACUCUGAAAAGGCCAUCAGCCAGGCAACCUCCUACAAAGGUAUCCCCAGGACUCAAGGAAGACCUGAGCCAUUCAAUGUGUCCUUACUGCAUUCAGCAGGGGUCAUGGGCCUAGUCUGGCUAAGCUGAAAGAGAGAACUGGCACCUGGUACCAAGACUUUCCAGAAAGCAAGGAGUGCAUAAGGUGAAAUUUCAACAAGGAUUCCCAUCUUUUUUCCGGACACAGAUACUCAGAGGAGACCAACAAGAAUGAGUGUUUUUCAGGUAAAUGCUCCUGAGACUCUGUUAACAUUCAGGGAUGUGGCUGUGGAUCUCUCGCAGGAGGAAUGGGAAUGUCUAGAUCGUGCUCAGAGGGCAUUGUACUUGGAUGUUAUGUUGGAGAAUUAUAACAAUCUAGUCUUUGUAGGCAACCAUUGCAUAUGUUAUAAUUAUGAGAAAGUCUUGGAUCAAAGCUCAGAGCACAUUGUCUAUCAGCAUGUAUAUACCAAAGAGAAUCCUUAUAAAUACAAUGAGCCUGACAAAGGAAUUCAUAAAUUCUCCAAGUAUAAUCAUAAUGCUAGGGAUAGAACAAAAAUCUGCAACAAGUACAUAUUUGGUAACCACCGAGACUCUUCUGUUGAAUCAUUACACUUAUACAGCCAUAAAUGUGGAAACCCUGAAGAAGAAGCUUGCAAAAUUAAUGACUGUGUAAACUGUUUAAAUUUGUGUUUCAUCAUUAGUCAGAAUCAAAGAGUACACAAAGAACACAAAAAUACAGAGAAUGAUAAAUUUUUUGACCCUAAGCAUGAACUCAUGUUAGAAAGAACGAAUAGUGCGAAGAAACCCCACCAAAGCCAUAAAUGUGGAAAAUGCUUCAAGACAGACUCAAGCCUUAGUAGAUAUCAGAGAGGUCAUAAUAAACAGAAAUUCUGUAAAUGUACACAAUGUAGUAAAUCCUUUCUACAUUUGUCACAAAUCAAAGUACACUGCAAGGUCCAUUGUGGAGAAAAAACCUACAGUACAGAGUGUCCUAAGUGCUUCUCUCAUACCUCAGAAUUUAAAAGACAUUUUAGAUUGCAUUCUGGAGAGAAUACCUACGAAUAUAGUGAAUGUGACAAAUCCUCUAUCAGUACCUCAGAACAUAGAAUGCACCCGAAAGUUCUUACUGGAGAGAAACCUUACCGAUGUAGUGAAUGUCACAAAUCCUUUACCAAGAAAGACCAUCUUAGAACUCAUCAGAGAAUUCAUAAACAAAAGGAUCCAUAUAAAUGUAAUGAAUGUCACAAAUCCUUUACCCAGAAAAGCAGUCUUAGAACACAUCAGAGAAUUCAUAUAGGAAAGAAGCCUUAUAAAUGUAGUGAAUGUGACAAAUCCUUUACCCAGAGAGGCCAUCUUACUAAUCAUCAGAGAGUCCAUACAGGAGAGAAACCUUACAAAUGUAAUGAAUGUGACAAAUCCUUUACCAAGAAAGACCAUCUUAGAAUUCAUUACAGAAUUCAUACUGGAGAGAAACCGUAUAAAUGUAAUGAAUGUGAGAAGUCCUUUACUCAGAAGAGCAGUCUUAGAACUCAUCAGAGACUUCAUAUGGGAGAGAAACCUUACAAAUGUAGUGAAUGUGAUACAUGCUUUACCCAGAUAGGCCACCUUAGAAUUCAUCAGAGAAUUCAUACAGGAGUGAAACCUUACAAAUGUAAUGAAUGUGACAAAUCCUUUACCACGAAAGACCACCUUAGAAUUCAUCAAAGACUUCAUACAGGAGAGAAACCUUAUAAAUGUAGUGAAUGUUACAAAUCAUUUAUCAGUUGCUCAAAUCUUAGAAAACAUCAGCGAAUUCAUAUAGAAGAGAAACCUUACAAAUAUAGUCAAUGCAAAAACUCAUUUCCCACAGAAAUCACCCAGAGAGCAAAUCAAAGAAUUUAUACAGGAGAGGAACGUGAUAAUGUAAUAUAUGAGGAAAACCCUUUUUUGUCUCUCAAGUCUACAGAAACAUCUGAAAAUUCACACAGGGGAGAAAAGUUUCCAUAGCAAAUAUUGUGGCAUAAUCUUUGUACUCUGACUCAGCAAAACCUGAAGGAUGUACUGGUAUAUGGCAAUUUCUUGGAGUCUGUAUUGAUCCAUAUUGGAUGAGAGCUGACUAAGACAGGAAAUAUACACCUCAAAAUAACUUCAAGAAAUUGCUGAAGCUGACAGGAUUCAGUAUGUUUUACUCAAAUGGAAAAGCUCAGAUCAUACUGCUCAAAUUUGAUAAAAUGAUUCACCAAGAUAGUAUGCUCUUUAAUGUGAAGAAAUGCCUACAGGUGUACAGUGUGCUCCAGGUGUCCUGAAUUUAUAUGCUGUAUCCCAUGCUGAUUUGGAGCUUCAUGAUUACAGCUGUCUUUGAGUCCCCUGUGCUUCAGUAAACAUCACUUUCUCAUAUUCCUCUAACCCCAAAAUAAAGCUGAUUGGUUCAACAA
Microtus ochrogaster (prairie vole) is the source of this 5540-nucleotide messenger RNA. RefSeq names its product zinc finger protein OZF-like. The record is from RefSeq and is a predicted model, not a curated record. Gene Ontology annotation, biological process: regulation of transcription by RNA polymerase II. The transcript is spliced from 6 exons. Gene Ontology annotation, cellular component: nucleus. Gene Ontology annotation, molecular function: DNA-binding transcription factor activity, RNA polymerase II-specific; RNA polymerase II cis-regulatory region sequence-specific DNA binding. Bases 3358 to 5112 code for a protein of 584 amino acids. NCBI's taxonomy places the organism in Eukaryota, Metazoa, Chordata, Mammalia, Rodentia, Cricetidae.